Messenger RNA from Prorocentrum cordatum, 690 nucleotides. The record is from the annotation of a GenBank genome assembly. Lineage: Eukaryota; Dinophyceae; Prorocentrales; Prorocentraceae.
CCUUGGCUCAGGGCUCGGAGGGUCUGCAGGCCCACACGCUCCCUUGACCCCCUGCUAAUCACUGCACGACGUACCUCUGAUACUGUCCUCCAGAUGGUGCGCAGUGGCGCGCUGCUGCCCGUGGCACUGGUUGCGCUGAGCGGCUGCCGCGCGCUUGAUGUCCAGAAGUUUGGCGUCGAGCGGAUCGAAAAGUUCGCCGCCCUGCGCGCCGAGUCUGAGAGCCUGCGGGGCGAGCUCGGCGCCGAGCGGGCGGGGACCCGCGUCCGAGCGGACGCGGCGGGCUCGCUCGACAUGCUCCAGGGGGCCGAGCAGGUGGCCACGAGAGUGCAGGCAUCCCUUGGGCAGAAUCUCCAGGGCGGCGCCGCCGUAGACAGCAUGGCCACCUCGAGCUCGACGGCGGAGAUGAGGAGGCUUCUCGAGCGCAAGAUCGCGGCGAUCGCUGCAGAAGAGGCGGGGGCGAAGACGGAGGGGGCAGCGAAGGCGGACUGGAUUGACGAGAUUGUGGCGCGGGCCAGGCAGGCUGGUCGGGCGAGGCUGGAGGAGGCCAAGCGCUUUUCGAAGGAGGCGGCUGAUCGAUGGGAGAUGGCGCAUGCGAAGCAGGGCCGGAGGCGAAGCAGGGGGGAUGCAGAGGCCAAGGAUGCGGCUGUGGAGGGGGAGGCGACGGAUGAGAGUGUGCGCAUGGCGGUGUAG